ACUUGGCACACAUUUUAUCCACAAAACACUUGCACUUGCAUACAAUCUCCUCUUUUUGAUAACAAACACUAAAAAACCAAGCACUAUCCACUGAUUCCCCUCUUCUUCUUCUUCUGACAAGAGAAAACACAGAAAAGAAGAAUCAAGAAAAUGUCAGUGGCAUCAUCAUCUACUUUCCCCUGCAUUAAAUUCCAAAAUUACCCUUCUUAUUCAACAAAGUCCACCAUACUUACCAUUAGGAAUUCUCAAGCUGAAGGUCCAAUUAGAAGACCAGUUGCUCCAUCACCACCUAAGCCUACUAAUAUUCCACCACCAACUACUAGUAUUAGUGCCCCUCCUAAGCCUGUGGCUGUGACAACUUCUGAGGGUAAAAAUGUAAUUACACUUGAAUUUCAGAGGCAAAAGGCCAAGGAACUUCAAGGGUACUUCAAACAGAAGAAACUUGAAGAAGCUAAUCAAGGCCCCUUCUUUGGUUUUAUUGCCAAGAAUGAAAUCUCCAAUGGAAGAUGGGCAAUGUUUGGUUUUGCUGUCGGGAUGUUAACAGAGUAUGCAACGGGCUCUGACUUUGUUGAUCAAAUUAAGAUCCUUCUCUCCAAUUUUGGGAUUGUAGACCUGGAAUGAGACUUCUGCUCUGUAUGAAUGUAUCAUCAUGAGAGAUUAUAGAUCCAUUUGUUUGUUGUAACUUCUCUGUCCAAUUUUUCUAGUUCAUUUUUUUGAAGCCACAAUUGGAGUACAUUGUAGCACCUUACAACUCCUUUUUUACUUUUCAAGAAUAUAGAAAGUCUCUAAUUUUUUGCAUAAUA
This is a messenger RNA of Solanum dulcamara, 803 nucleotides long. RefSeq names its product light-harvesting complex-like protein OHP2, chloroplastic. The transcript is spliced from 2 exons. The record is from RefSeq and is a predicted model, not a curated record. NCBI's taxonomy places the organism in Eukaryota, Viridiplantae, Streptophyta, Magnoliopsida, Solanales, Solanaceae. The coding region runs from base 151 to 621 and encodes 156 amino acids. Gene Ontology annotation, cellular component: chloroplast thylakoid membrane.